Messenger RNA from Oreochromis niloticus (Nile tilapia), 1543 nucleotides. RefSeq names its product complement factor H-related protein 1. Gene Ontology annotation, biological process: complement activation. The record is from RefSeq and is a predicted model, not a curated record. Lineage: Eukaryota; Metazoa; Chordata; Actinopteri; Cichliformes; Cichlidae. The transcript has 10 exons. Bases 284 to 1327 code for a protein of 347 amino acids. Gene Ontology annotation, molecular function: complement component C3b binding.
GUGUGAUGCUCCCAGACUGGUUCAUGGUUAUUUUGUCCCCAAACAAGAGAUUUACUUUGACAGAACCACGAUCACUUAUUCCUGUGAUAACGGAUAUAAACCUGUAGUAGAGGGUUGGUGGGCAACCAGUACCUGUGAACGUGGGAAAUGUUCGCAGGUACUUGAAGAUGUCGCAUGAACCACAAUGCAUAGUUCUUUGGGGGAAAUGCCCAACAAUUAUUAACUCGUCCAGCAGAACACGGCUCUUUACUCUGCCUUCAGAUCGUGCUUUCAUUCCUGCAAAAUGUGUCUCAGGACUCUUGGAUUUGUCCUCGUUUUGUUUCCUGGAUUGUUUCAAGCACAGGGUUGUGAUCCUCCCAGACUUGUUCAUGGUAACUUUCUCCCCAGACAAGAGACUUACUCUGACAGAACGACGAUCACUUAUUCCUGUGAUAACGGAUAUAAACCUGUAGUGGAGGGUUGGUGGGCAACCAGUACCUGUGAACGUGGGAAAUGGUCGCAUGAACCACAAUGUAUAGAUGAAAGCAGCUGCCUUCCACCAACUAUUCCCAAUGGAAAGUACCCUGAAAACUCAAACGGCUGGUAUGAGGAUGGAAGUAGACUAAGGAUAACAUGUGAUGGAGGAUUUGAGCACCAAAACCAGAUGAACACCACUAUCUGUGGAAAUGGAAAAUGGUCCUCUGCACCAGUCUGUGAGAGAAGUAUGAGUGCAUGCAGUGCACCUCCUAAAAUCCCCCAUGCAGUCAUCAUUCAUGGAUACCAGGAAGUGUUUGCUGCAGGUUCAGAAGUGCAGUAUGAGUGUGAAGACGGAUACACUGCAGAGGGAGCACACAACAAAAAAUCUGUUUGUACACAAGGAAGCUGGACACAAGGCCCGACCUGCACAUCUUCUAGCACCUCUGACUCAAAUAACAGAGACAGUAGACCCAUGCUGAUGAAUGUUCCAUGGUGUGGAGCCCGCCCAUACAUUGAAAAUGCUGUAAUUGUGGAAGAAGGUCCAAUGUAUUUGAAAUACCAGUGUAAUGGCUUUUACAAUCUAGCUGGUCCAGAGGCUGUGAAUUGUUACAGUGAUCGUAGCUGGUCUGAACUACCCACCUGUGAAGAAGCGUUCUGUGUGGUGGAUCCUGCUAGAUAUGCUGGUUAUGGUCUUGCAGUAACUCAAUCUGAAUACAUGCGGGAAGGAGAACAAAAAGAUUUUCCUUGUACUGCAAGAGACAAAUAUAUCUAUGUUCAGUGUACUAACAGAAGAAUAGCUCUGAGCCAAUGUUGCGAUGACCAUGGACGUCAAUAUUAUGAUGAUUGCAGAAGAUUCAGAGAACCCAACUGACAACACGACCUUUCUGAAACUCUUCAACCAGAACCUGCAGAGCAACAAUGAAACAUGUUUCUUUUCUUUGUACAGUUUUGGGGCUGAUUGUUCUUUAAACACCAAACUGUCCAUAAAUGAUUUGAACUUUUCAUGCACUCAGUACAUGAUGUGUACACUGAAUCCAUAAAGUGUCGAUGGCUGGCUGAGGUCUGAAUUCAAUGUUUCAUCAUCAGA